Molecule: messenger RNA, 618 nt
Organism: Fonsecaea multimorphosa CBS 102226
Lineage: Eukaryota; Fungi; Ascomycota; Eurotiomycetes; Chaetothyriales; Herpotrichiellaceae
Exons: 2
Coding region: 1-618 (205 amino acids)
Source: RefSeq, a predicted model, not a curated record
AUGCUUGGAAUUGAAGGCCUCAAUGAUGCCUCCUUCCGUGGCGAUGAGCACUGGAGAAGAGCAUCGAAGUGGACAGGAUAUGCACCAUGGUUCGUGCUUGCGAUUGGGCUUCUGAGCAUGGCUGAGAUCGCCCUUGGGGCGGUAUGGAUUGCAUCGCUAAGCACCGACCUGAACUUCGGUCAGGUCAUCCAACCUAUCCUCAUCCCUGGGCUGGCCUUCUUUAAUGCGAUCCCUUCUCUCCACUUACACGUGCUUGCCCGGGCCAAUCCACCUCGACUGGCUCUGUGGUUUUCCACAACAUUCUCAAUAAUCCAUUUCGUCAGCUCUAUCCUCUUCAUGGGCGCAUGUGUCGGAAAUCAUUCGCAUGGGUCGCUGCAACGCAAUGAAUGUCCCUCGGCCACCGGUGGGAAUGGAGAUAUCUGGGAUGUCAUGGUCGCCUUGCAGUUUAUCAGUGCAGUUCUCUAUGGGUUGGUCGCCGCCAUGGCUUGGAGAGUCAAAAAGGCUGUCGAGGCAAGGGAUGAGAGGAUUGCUCAGGGCGUGGAAAUGGUAAGCGAGGAAGAGAAACAGAGAAGGGAGAGCGAGGCGAGGGAGAGGUGGAAAUACCUCUCUGCAGGUUGA